AUUUGUAUGUGUGGGUAGGCAGUCUGUUUCCAAUAAACGACACGUAUCGUUGUAUCUCUGUGUUUUAAUUCGAUAAUUUACUUACAAAUAUAAUAUUGGCGACGAAUUCGAAACUACAGCGUGUAAUAAGUGGUAUUAUAAAGUAAUAUUGUUGAAAUAACAAUGAGUGCAACGAAUAACAUGAUUUUCGGAAAUAACCUCACUUUCGACCAUCGUGCGCAUGAUUGGAGUAUUUUUAAAAGCCGCUUCAACCAGUUUUGUAUGGCGAAUGACCUAACGGACAUCACUGACAAAGCAGGUACCAGAAGACGAGCUAUACUGCUGACAUCGCUGGUGGAGGAAACAUACCGCGUGGCUAGAGACCUGGCAUUCCCGACGGAGUUGGAUGAGCUGGAACUCAAGACGCUCGUUGAGAAACUGGAUGUACAUUUUCGUUCAAAGAAAUGUACUUUCGCAGAGCGUUACAUGUUCCACAAAGCGGAGCAACGACCUGGCGAGGACUUGGCAGAGUGGGCAGCGCGAGUGCGUAGCUUGGCACAGUUCUGUGGCUUUAAAGCUACCGAGCUGGACACUGCACUUCGUGACAGAUUUGUUCUCGGACUCGAGAACUCGAAGGAGAAGGAGAAGCUGUUCGCGGAGGACGUGGGCGUGCUGACGCUGGAGAAGGCGCUGGAGCUGGCGCAGGGAGUGCGGUGCGCGCGCCUGGCGCUGCGGGCCGGCAGCCCGGCGCGCGCCGCCGACGUGUUCGCGGUGAGCGCGCCCGCCGCAGCCGCCGCCGCCGCCCCAUCCGCGAGUGUGUCCAAAAAGUGUAGUGUUUGUGGAUAUAAAAACCACACAAAAGAACAGUGCAAGUUCAUAAAUCUACCUUGUAAAAAGUGCAACCGAAAAGGGCAUUUGAGCCGGAUGUGUAAAGUUAGGAAAAAUUUCUACUUGACUCCGGCGACUGAUGAUGAUGAUGACAUAUACGAAGAUCUCACAAUGUAAUCAAUUUGGCGGGAAAAGACAGAUAAAGUUCACUGAUGGAGAUACAGUUUUAAUAAAAUCAUUUUAUAACAAUGGCACCAAACAUACCUGGGUGAAGGGUAUCAUAAAUGAGGCUAUCGGGAAUAGAAUGUAUAAAGUAUUUGUGCCACAUCUACAGUUACAUUUAAGAAAACACGUAGACCAAUUAUUAAUGUAUAAAGGUAACGACCGGUCUAACGAAUCGGAAUAUGUGGGUGAAAUCCCGAUAGUAUCGGAACACUGUAUGGACGUUCUCGUAAAUGAGGAUGGAGAGAGUCAAGCCAGCAGCAGCCGCGACGACCGCGGGGAGUGCUCGGCAGCAGCGCCGCGGCCAGGCGCGCCCGCCGCCGCCGCCGCCGCCGCCGCCGCCGCCGGGAGCAGCGCGCCGCCAUCGCCGCCGCCCGCCCGGCAGCAGCCCGACCAGGCGUCGGAACCUGCCCUACUAGAUACUCCUAGAUCACCUCAACCACAACCCCAAGAUGGGAAUGAAAGUCAUGAUGACCGUCGUUACCCAAUUAGGUCAACUCGAAAUCUAAAUAUUAAUUAUAAGUUGUAAUGAUAGAUUAAUAACUAUUAUAUGUAGGUAUAUACUUUUUUGUCCAUUUCUAUUAUAGAUUGUCUAUUUAUAUUAUAUACGCAUGGUUAUGUUUUUUUUGAUGUACUUAUAAGAAGUUUAAGUCAUUUUGUUAAUUAUAGGUGGAGGGAUGUGAUAUUUGUAUGUGUGGGUAGGCAGUCUGUUUCCAAUAAACGACACGUAUCGUUGUAUCUCUGUGUUUUAA
Molecule: messenger RNA, 1781 nt
Organism: Plutella xylostella (diamondback moth)
Lineage: Eukaryota; Metazoa; Arthropoda; Insecta; Lepidoptera; Plutellidae
Molecular function (GO): zinc ion binding; nucleic acid binding
Source: RefSeq, a predicted model, not a curated record